This is a messenger RNA of Aegilops tauschii subsp. strangulata, 1608 nucleotides long. RefSeq lists its product as uncharacterized. Gene Ontology annotation, biological process: DNA repair; telomere maintenance. NCBI's taxonomy places the organism in Eukaryota, Viridiplantae, Streptophyta, Magnoliopsida, Poales, Poaceae. The record is from RefSeq and is a predicted model, not a curated record. Gene Ontology annotation, molecular function: DNA helicase activity.
AUGUCUGAGGAUUACCGAUGUUCCCAGCCCAACGAGGCAAUACUUGAGCAGAUGGUCCUUAGAGACAUCAGGGAUUUGUUGCAUUCCAUGGGGAAGGAUAUUAAAACCUAUGGCCUUCCGGAGCUGGUUGAUACAAAUGCUUUUCUAGGCGAUGAGUGCAUGGAGGUUAGAGAGGAGAGGGAGGUCGGUGUGGACCAAGAACAUAUUGAUCUUAUCAACUCUUUAAACAGUGAGCAACUAGCUGGAUUCAAUGACAUCAUGGACCAUAUCAUGAACAAAAGAAGCCAAGUCUUCUUUCUCGAUGCUCCAGGAGGCACUGGGAAGACGUAUUUGUUCAAGGCAUUGCUUGCUAAGGUGCGUUCGAUGGGUGAGAUAGCCAUUGCCACUGCUACAUCAGGUAUAGCAGCCUCGAUAUUACCUGGAGGGCGUACUGCACACUCUAGGUUCAAAAUACCCAUUAAACUCACCGACAACAGCAUGUGUGGUUUCACAAAGCAAAGUGGUACGGCAGAAUUGCUGAAAGAGGCGGCCUUGAUAAUUUGGGAUGAAGUUGCCAUGACAAAGCGUCAAGCCAUGGAGGCGCUUGAUAGGUCACUCCAAGACAUAAUGGGAUGUGCUUUGCCGUUUGGGGGGAAGAUUGUCGUUUUUGGUGGAGAUUUUAGGCAGGUCCUUCUAGUGGUUCCAAAAGGGGCAAGAGCACAGAUCACAGAUGCUACAAUACAGAGAUCCUAUAUAUGGCAGACGAUUCAUAAGAUAAACCUUACACGUAACAUGAGAUCACAAGCUGACCCUUUGUUCUCUGAGUAUCUCUUAAGGAUUGGCAAUGGAACCGAAGAAGGUGAUGACUAUGUGCGUCUCCCUGAGGACAUUGUGAUCGGUCAUACUGAUGAUGAAACCACAGUCAAUAGGCUAAUCAAAGAAGUUUUCCCCUCUCUUAGUGCCAUUGCUAAAUCGGGAGAGUACAUGAGCUCGCGUGCUAUUCUUUCCACGAAGAAUGACUAUGUUGAUGAGCUGAAUUCCAAGAUGAUUGACAUGUUUCCUGGCCAAGAGAAGGUAUACCAUAGCUUCGACUCUAUUGAGGAUGACUACUCGAACAAUUACCCGAUUGACUUUGUGAAUUCGCUCACCCCAAAUGGAUUGCCACCACAUGUGUUGAAAGUGAAGGUCAAUUGCCUCGUCAUUCUGCUACGGAACCUCGACCCUCACAAUGGCCUCUGCAAUGGAACAAGGCUAAUGAUUAGAGCCUUCCAAGAUAAUGCAAUUGAUGCAGAGAUUGUUGGUGGGCAACAUGUUGGGAAGAGGGUCUUUAUACCGAGGAUCCCUUUGUCGCCAUCGGAGGACAUCUCGCUUUCCUUCAAGCUUAAGAGGAAACAAUUCCCCAUCCGCCUAAGUUUUGCAAUGACCAUUAACAAGGCGCAGGGCCAGACCAUCCCAAAUGUUGGCAUUUAUCUUCCCGAGCCGGUGUUCUCCCAUGGUCAGCUGUAUGUUGCCUUGUCAAGGGGUGUAUCAAGGCGGACGACGCGAAUUUUGGCCAAGCCGAACAAACAAAUUGAUAAAUCAGGAAAAAGCACCAAGAAUAUUGUCUUUAUAGAUGUUUUAGAGGGAUGA